UAGACGGUGCCAACAACGUCGUAUUGUUACAGUUGAAAUAUUCAAGUGAAAAUAAUUUCAAUUCACGAUUCGAAACACAACGUGAACAAUGCUGCGAUUAUCCCGGUUCAUUUUGUGUGCUUUGAUUGUUAUAUCGUUUUUGUACAAAUCCGUGUGCAGUUCCCAUCAAGUAGAAAAUGACGAUCCGAAUUUUGUCUGGAAAAAUAACAAUUCCAAGGAUGUAGCAACAUUAAUCGAUCUAUUCAAUUUAAUUCAUGGAGAUAAUGAUGACUCUGGUCAUAAUUACAUGCAACGCGAAUCCUGGCUUAGAUCUCAAAGAUCAACGAAACAGCAUCCACGCCACAAGCGAUCCAUCAACGAAAUUGAAGAUGGAUCCGAGGAAGCAUACACCGACGAGCUUCUAAAUUCGCCAUUACAUCAGUUAGACUUAGGCAAAAUACAGAAGUACCCUCGCAUCAGAGAGUUUUUUAUUCGUCUUCUAUCUUAUCUUCAAGACAAACGGAAUCUGGAAUUUAAUCCCCGCCUGGGUCGAGCUGUACAUAAUGACGAUUGUGUGGAAAUAGUUCGAUUCCGACCGCCAUAUGCUCCAAGGCUUGGGAAAAGAGGCGUUGACAAUUUUUCGCCACGGCUCGGUAGACACUGUUCGGAAUUUGUCGAUCGAAGGAGGAAAUAAAGCGUACUAGAAUUCAACAUGGAACGAGGACGAGACUAUGGCAAUUGGUUUUAAUUAUUCUACUUGUCCACUUGCCAAUUCAUUUAGUAAAUCUACGACAGUUAAAGAAAAAUAUUGAUUAAAUUAGCGUAAAAUUCAAAAUGAGAGUUUCUAAUAAACUUGACAAAAAAA
Bradysia coprophila is the source of this 844-nucleotide messenger RNA. RefSeq lists its product as uncharacterized. The record is from RefSeq and is a predicted model, not a curated record. Lineage: Eukaryota; Metazoa; Arthropoda; Insecta; Diptera; Sciaridae.